AUGAAGUUUGCUCGCGCCUUUUCCACCAACGGCGUCCCCGCCAAAAAGGUCAAAUAUGUCCCUACCUCGGGCACCUAUCCCAAAGGCUUCUCAGCCGCGGGUAUCUUCUGCGGCGUGAAGCCUGGAAACACGAGUAAACCGGACAUUGCUCUCGUCACAUCAGACCGCGACUGUGCCGCCGCUGCCGUCUUCACCAAGAACAAGUUUCAGGCUGCUCCGGUCACCUUUAGUCGAAAAUUGCUGCAGAGCAAGUCCAAUGCUGGCCUGCGCAGCGUCAUUGUCAACUCUGGCAACGCCAAUGCGGUGACCGGCAUCGGAGGUCUGCAAGAUGCGGCCAAGAUGGCUGAGACGACGGACCAGAGGGUCGGAACCGAGGACUCUACCAUCGUGAUGAGCACUGGUGUCAUCGGCCAGAGGCUGCCGAUUCAAAAGAUUGUGGACCACAUUCCGCUGGCCAUCCACCGGGCUGGUGAUACACACAAGGACUGGCUCAACUGCGCAACGGCCAUUUGCACAACAGACACGUUUCCCAAGCUCAUGUCCAAGUCGUUUGAGCUUCCUUCUUCGCCGGGCAUUGAAUACCGCAUUGCGGGCAUGACCAAGGGUGCCGGCAUGCUGGCACCCAACAUGGCUACCCUGUUGACGAUUUUGGCCACCGACGCUCCCAUUGCGCCCAGCAUCAUGACCAAUGUCCUCAGGCACGCCGUGGACCGGUCGUUCAACUCCAUCACUGUUGACGGCGAUACCUCUACCAACGACACUGUCGCCUUGUUGGCGAAUGGUGCUGCGGGUGGCAACGAGGUUUCGUCUGAGCAGUCCCCCGACUACCAGGCCUUCCAGACCGUCCUGACCGACUUUGCUACCGAUUUGGCCAAGUACAUUGUCCGCGACGGCGAAGGCGCUACCAAAUUCGUCACCAUUCGCGUGGUGGACAGCGCAUCGGAGGAGUCAGCCCGCCAAGUCGCACGAUCCAUUGCCCUUUCGCCGCUGGUCAAGACUGCCCUGUACGGCAGAGAUGCCAAUUGGGGUCGUAUCCUGUGCGCUGCUGGCUACGCACUGAUUUCGAAGCCCGGCCAGCCCGUGAAUGAUGUGCCCGAGAUUGUUCCCGAGAAGACCAGCGUCUCCUUUAUUCCCACCGACGGAUCCAAGGAGCUCAAGCUGCUGGUGAAUGGCGAACCGGAGGUGGUGGACGAGAAGCGGGCGAGUGAGAUUCUUGAGAUGGAGGACCUUGAGAUUCUGGUUACGCUUGGCACGGGUAACGCGAGCACCGUGCACUGGACAUGCGACUUUAGCCACGACUACGUUACGAUCAAUGGGGAUUAUCGGACGUGA
Molecule: messenger RNA, 1332 nt
Organism: Pochonia chlamydosporia 170
Lineage: Eukaryota; Fungi; Ascomycota; Sordariomycetes; Hypocreales; Clavicipitaceae
Product: arginine biosynthesis bifunctional protein ARG7, mitochondrial precursor
Exons: 2
Coding region: 1-1332 (443 amino acids)
Biological process (GO): L-arginine biosynthetic process; L-ornithine biosynthetic process
Cellular component (GO): mitochondrial matrix
Molecular function (GO): L-glutamate N-acetyltransferase activity, acting on acetyl-CoA as donor; L-glutamate N-acetyltransferase activity, acting on acetyl-L-ornithine as donor
Source: RefSeq, a predicted model, not a curated record